GUUGGAUGUAGCUACAGUGCUUAGUAGUUCUCGUGUCACUGCUCCGUGCCAUUCUUUAUAGGCAUUUUACAGUAUUAUGGAUUGUUCUUUUUUUAUUUUUUAUUUCUUAUUUCUUAUUUGUGUGUCCUUUUUUAAAACAUUUGAACUAGUGCUGUUGGUUCAUUUUGGUUAUUUGUUCUUACCAUCCCCUCUUGAUGCUUGUUUGUACCCCCCUCUGUUUUCCUGCUUAUCCAGAGACAGGCAGUACCAACCAUGGUGCAAGUGUUCUAAUUGCUUUUCCCUCAGCAAUGGGGAAAAACAGGAGUCGUCUCUUUCCCAGCUGCUCUGCUGCCUUUCCUGUUCUCCACGUUUUCUCUUACGACUGGAAAUUGUACAGUGUCCCACCUGCUUCAGCCAGUCCUUCCUUUCUGUUUAGUAGCAUCCAGUUUUUCUAAAUUCCUUUAAAUUUGAUGAUUUUUCUGAUAUCCCGAGAUGACCUGUGGGUCAGCCAGCACCCUGCUGCCUCCUUUUCCUAGGUGCAGAGCUCUUUGUUCAGUUUUGUAACAAUUUCUAUGUGGUUGAAAACGUGUAACGCAUUUUAAAUUUUGCAUAAAACAGAUGGCUAGUGGCACCAAGUCCAGAUUUGGUAGUAAAACAAGCCUGGGGCAGUAGUAAAACAUUCAUAUAUUUAGCAUUAGCCAGUCCUUUGGAAGGUCAGAUGAAAGCCUUUUAUAUUGGCUGGAUGAGCCAGAAGGUAGUGUUUUCUUAUGGUGAAGCAUUGAGGUGUGGACUGUUGCUUUUCCAGUUGCUCAGUGAGAACAUUUACCCACUGCAGGAGCAAGCAGGACACUUGAAUUCAGUAACUUUGGAGAGUGAGUCAGAAACUCAAAACAUUUUUAAUGUAUGUCACUUCUUAGUCUUCUUGCAAUGUUGCUUUAGGACUUAAUAUUGCAGAAAACUUGGGUAUGGUAUGCUAAAGCAGUGGCAAAUGUUGUAGUGUUAAUUCUGGGAGUGUGUCAGUGGUUACAGGGUGUCACUACCCAUUUGUCCCCAGCAGCGUGACACUCAACUGACACUGGCUUCCCUGGAACCCUGUAAAUACAGAUGCCUCUGCUGUCAUUGUCAGUGAUAGCAUUGUCUACUUUUACUCAUGCCCAGUUGUUUUUUUUUUCACACACAUGCCAUAGGCUGCAAUUAAAUUUUUGCCUUCAACUGUGGACAUGAGCAGUAAGGUGAAACCCAGGUAGCAAUAAAAAUGGUUAGGUUAAAUUUUACCAAGUGAACUGAUGGUCUCUUUGGUUCUUAAAAAUUGCAUGUACAAGCCAGUGAUAUACAUGUACAAUAUGAUGAUUGGAAAGAAAAAGUGUUGUUUUUAUAGUAUCAAAAAAGAUCCUGUUUGGGUUCUUUCAUAUGUCUUCUAAAGAUAGUCUGCCAAAGACUCUGAAGUAUCACAUAAACAUUCACCAAACUCCGGUGCUACUAAAGUGAAUGAAGUCUUCCAAGGAAGCAUUUUGGGGCAGAAAGAGGUCUAUAAGUCUUAUGGUACAUCUUUGGGAUCAGACUUCUUCAAGAACAGAAGUUUCCCAAGAGCAGGUCCAUUGGUGAUAAACCAGUUGAUUGCUUCAGGGGGUUCUGUAGGAGCUGAAGGUACCAAGAAAACAAAUGUAGUAGUUGUAAAGGUUUUUACUAUCCCUGACUUACAUCUGGAACCAAUAAUCCGUAGUGUAGGAGCAAACCCAGAAACAAUGCAAGAAAGCUCCAACCUGACAUAAUCUCCUGGGAGGUUACUGUGAGUUUGGAACAUUCUCAAAGAAAUGUUUGGCAGAGGAAUUAAAGACGGUUGAAAUAAGUUUUAUGUUGUGUCUCCUGAAACAGAAAUUAAUUCAACAUACUUAAAUUACCCCUUCAGACCUCAGACCAUAUAUCAGUAUGUAAUUCUGUUUUUUUUUCUACCCUUUGUUCUCCCCACCUCCCACCCUUGUCUGAGAUGUUGCCAGAGAUUCCAGCUAGGUAUGUGAAGUUGUUGUGAAAUAUGGGUUCACAUACCUGAAUUGAUAAAAAUACUUAACACAUUAAGUCAACGAAGCUCCUCCAUAAGAGGUUUUAAAAGUGAAGAAGUGAUUGUCAAGGAAAAUUAUGCGGUUAACUUCUAGAGGAUUUGAAAAAUUCACUUAAAUGCUUUGGUGUGUUUUUAGUUAGGUUAUAGCCACAGUUUUGUCAGGUUGUUCAUGCAAGCCGCUGGACAUUUGGGCAUAAACGAGAAGAGCUUUGUGUUCUGUAGAAGAAAGCAGAGUAUUUUCAGUACAGAAAGAGGUAAGCUGAUCUGGUGGCCCCUGGUACAUGGGUAGAACUGCAGCCAGAAGCUGUACGUGAUUAUGGUGAGGAAGCUGGAGCAGAAGCAUUGCCAAUCACAACGUAGUUCAAUUGCAGUGCUGCUAAUUGUGCUGUGGUCAGGAGUUGGUGCAGUCUGAUAUUUGAAUCAAUUGUUACAAGAUAUUAAACGUUCACAUACUGAGAAAAUUCCACGGACAUUGAAAAAAAUUUCUUUUAUUGUAUUUGAGCUCUUGGCAACCCAAGUAAAAUGAAUAUCCAAAAGUUAAAGGCUUGAGAGAUCUUACUGUACAGAGGAUAAUAGUAAGACAUUUGGUAAUGGUUGGGGAGGAAGGAAUGGCUUCUUGAGGAGGGCUUUUAGAACAGUUACACAUGCUAGAUUACCAGUGGUUUGCAGCCCACAUGAGUGAGAUUUGGACAGCCAAGUUCUUGGUCCUCCAUAGCCUAUCAGUUGUUACAAUACCUGCAGUGCUUUCCACCAAAAAUUUGAAAGCUGCCUCCUUAGUUACCUCUGCUCAGCCUGAGAUUUUACCCUUCAGUAGUUUUUGCAGAGAAGUCCUCUGAGGAGGAGAGAAGUCUUCUAAAUCGUUUUAGAAGGCUGGUUCUGGCCUCCCUAACUGAGUAUCUGUAAGGGUUGUAUUUUGCAGUUCUGCCUAGAGUUUGCAGACAGGGUCAGAAGUUUAUUAAACUCUUCCUUUUUCAGUCCCACGCGUUGAAGAAAAGGAUCCUUUGCAUUGAACAAGCAUAGAUGGGAGACAGAUAGGGAAAAGCAGCAGGGAUUGAUGCAGCAGAACAGCAUGGGAGGCAGGUGCAUUUGUAGCUUUUAUUUUUCUGAAGGUAAACCACAUUCAUUACCAAUGACUAUGUGUUCAAAUCAGUACCUUUACUACAAUAUUGAUGUACCUAAACAACGUAGUCAAGAGAUUUUUUUUGACAGUUACAGGAAUAAGGACACCUCUGAAACUUGUUUUGUUCUGUGUUUUCUUUCAAUUGCUUUUUUGGCUUCAGGUGUUGUCAGUCUGAAAUAAUGAAUUAAGUUUUGUAUAGCCUACUUGCUGCCCAGUUUUGGUGUUAAUCUCAGCUCUGUUUAUCCUGCAAACAAGCAGGUCCUGUUUAAGUAUUUACAGUGUGCUGAAAUGUCAGAUACUUUAUUUCUUAGGAUGUCCAAAUAUGAAAAAUUACUAUGCAACAGAACAGCCUUCAGAACAGUUGUGUUCACAUCGCGCUCGGAUCAUGACCAGCACAUGAGAGAUGUGAUAUUUUGCUAGGAGACGAGGUAGCCAAGAACCAGGCAGUCAUUGAUGAGAACAUAAAUAUAACAAUCUGAAUCAGGGCAGUUGUGUAGGCAGGAAGUUUUCAGCUUUUCUCUUUCUGAUAAGUUUGAAAACUUGUGAUUGUGGCACCAUCGUGUCACCAGCUUCAAAUAGUGGGAUCCAAGUAUCAUACAUGGGAGACAACACCCUUAUAAGUGUCGAGUUCUCCUUCACUGUUGCUUCCAGUACCAUCAUUAAAAGGAACCAAGUGUCUGGUUUCUGCCAUAGUUAUCAUUUCUGGUUUUUUCCUAAAUUGGUGACAUGAUAUUUUCAUUGAAGGAAGCUUGAUUCUAUAAAACUUGCAUGGAUUUAAGAUAUAGUUGAAGUGAGUAUGGAUUAGAAGUCAGAUGAAGAAAAGAACUGAGAAAGUGCUGUGAACUCCCUAUGUAUUCCUUUUCUUCAAAAACACUUCUUAGAAAUAACCAGGUGUUUCCAGCAGUUUGAAAUGGGAAGUUUUCAGAAAGCAACAGCAUGCUUGGAUUUUUCAGAGGAGAAAGCAGUCAAAGGAAGGUUAAGAUUUUCCUCUUUAAUAAUCUCUGUACGUAAAAUGUGCUAGGAACUAGGGGAAAAAAUCUGCAAAACUGAAAUAUUAAGGCAAAUCACUGUAAGUGAGAGACAGCCAUUUAUCCUGCAGAAGACCUUCUCAUGACUUGUUAGUGGAACAUGAAAGGUCUUCAAGUUGACUGAGAGACAAAGGUCUUUCCUUGUCUGGCUUACUUACUGAGAGCCCAGAGGGGAUCCAGCUCUGUAGUUGGUGCUGCACGUUACACUUUCAGUAGCAAGUAGUGUAUAAAAGGGAUAGUGGAUUUACUUGCAAGGUGUUUUAAAAGUGUGUGAAGUAUAAAUGCUGGUAUUCCUAGAAGUUGGUUUUCUUUCAUUGUUUGUUUUAAAACCAAGUGUAACAUAUACUUGGAAAUUACAGCAAGAGAAGUGAUAGCUCUCUUCCUCUCUUUUCUUGCCCUAAUUCCUGCAACUUUUCCUUUCUUCUCUUCCCUUAUUUUUGAUACAAACAAGGAAAUUAUGUACCAAAAUGCCAUUAGUACAGUGCUGUAGUUCUGGCUGUGAAAUUGUUGGGAUGGCUGCUGAUGGUUCCACCAACAAUCAGAACCAUGCUGAAUUGCACAUACGUAUAAAGGUAUAUGUAUAUAGGCAUAAAACAUAGAACAUACCAAUGGAUAAUAUUCCUUAUAACACAUUAUGCAUGCUAUGGGAAUCAUCACUUUGAAAAUCUCUACUUCUGUGUGUUUAAAAUCUCUCUUGAAAUGUAACAUUAAUGUGUUUUUUCUUUUGCAUGUAAAUUUCUUCGUGCCCGCUGGUGAUAAAAAUCAGGUCAUGAGUACCAGCUCGGUACCCUUGUGAACUCUGCAUAGCAACCAGUCCUCCUCCCUCUUUUAAUGUUUUUGCAGCAAUAACGGAUAGAAGAAGAAAUAGUUAUUUGUGUGUGUGCAGUGGAUUGAAAACUCUAAAACAGUAAGCUCCCAUUAUGACCGUGUUCCAUCCCAGCGAGUUCCAAAUGAUCUCUGAUAAAUAGUUUUAGAAAAACAGAUUGAAAUGUUGCUUUCGUAGCUUGCAGAUAAAAGUACUUACAUUGUUAUAUUGCUGACCAGAAGGUGUGGGACCAUUCUGCAAUGUAGUGGAAAGCCUUUGGUUCUUGUUCUGCAGUACAAUUUACAGUUCCCAUGCCAAGGCUACAUUUCUAGGCAUCAGGAGUUACUAAAACUUUUAGCUGUGAGGCAACAGACCCCUAGUGUGUGCUGAAGCUGACAUCAGCAAGUUGCCCUGAUCACACAGCAAGCCUGUUGUCUCAUCCUGUGGUGGGAUUCGUGGACUGUCAGCAUCAUCUUCUUGCUCUCUUCCAAUCUCAUCCUUCCUUAAUCAUGUUUACUUAGACUCUCUAAUGUUUGAAUGUUUUAGCUGUUAGCCUUAGUAUGUGAAGCUUUACUGCAUGCCUUAUGUACUAACUUAGAUAGUCUAGAAGGUUGUCUUGAAGCAGGUCCUGCAAGGGUAUGAUUUCUGCUCAGCUCAGGAAGAUGGCUACUGGUCAGUCUUAUUGCUGUCCUUCAAACUUUCUUCUGUCAUCCUCUUUGAAAGAGUCCUGUUGAAACUGAAAGUUUCUGUGGAGCAGCAAGAUAGGAAAUUGGACUCAGCAAUCCCUUGGGGUCUCUUCCAGUCCCUGCAAUUCUGUGAUUGCUUGUAAACAGCAGCAGGGUUUUGUAUUUGAAAUGAUUUUGUUCAGUUUGCUGUAAUUUCAUUUUUCAAUUUUGAGAUGCAGAAACCUUUAGUUAGAUCACUGGCCAGAGUCUGAGACUUUCCCAGGAGUCCAAGCUGCUUAGGUGUCCAACUUUCCUCAAAGAUUAAUGAAUGAUUAAGGGUCUUUAUUAUCCUACUGUAGCAAAAAUCCUGAGUCACAGCCUGGAGCAGUGACUGAUUGAGAUUGAGCACCUGGUGGGAAGGCAGGGCCAACCCGAGGGAGCUCAGGUGCAUGCAGUGUCCCUGAAUGAUUGGAAGGCAGUGGAGCCUGGAUCCAGCUCUUCCCAGACCUCAUUUAAGGGUUGGCAGGAACUGCUGUGAAAGCUUGCUGUUGAGGAUGCUGGAUGAAAUAGAUGAAAAAUAUUUCCUUCAUUAAAGAGGCUGUAAUCCAUUUAAUCUUCUAAUCUAGCUAAGGUUACAAAUUAGAUUUUGAAAUCAUACUUUGAAGAAUUUCCUGAAAUAUUUGAUAGGAGCUCCAGCUUUUCAUUUCAGUAGUUCUGUCUUUGUAUCUGCUGAUCAUCUUGGAUUGAUGCUGGAAGAAUGCACCGUGAGAUAGGGGCUAUUAAAAUCACAGCUUCAAGACUUCCUUCUUAUAAGCCAAGAUGAAGAUUUAAUAAAAGUUGACGAUGAUCCAUCAAACUCUCUGAAGAAGCAGCAUGGAGAUAGGCAUGCUGAACUGCUAAUGGGGACAUGGGACUCAAGUUGUCGUUGAUCAUUUGCGUGGACUUAACUAGCGAAGAGCAACAGAAGACGCUAGGAAGACAGUGGGAAUUAUAGCAGUUUUUCAGGUCACCAAAUCUUGUUAUUUUAAUUUCUGUCUGGAAGAAUGUCUGAGCAAGGUAAAUUGAACCAGGAGACAGCAGAGGAAGCUGCGAAAGAGCAGGAGUCUGCCAUCUCAGAAGCAACCCCAGACAACUGUAUCCUUAAUAAAUCUGAAAGCUCAGAACUAGAGGAGAAAGAGGAAAAACUGAGCGAUGGCAAGACAGAGCUGCAGGUGUUACUGCCAACAAAAAGUUGUUUUGCAAAGCCUAAGAAGAAACGAGGUGCAAACCAGCAGAAAAAGAGAUCUAAGUCAGGAGCUAAGGGAAAGCUCGUCCGGAGUCUUGCUGUGUGUGAGGAGUCAUCCACUCGCCCAGGAGCGGAAACCCUUCACGACAAUCAGGAAUCGAUACAACUACAGCUUUCAAGUUUUCCUAGUUUGCAAGAAGAAGAUAAAACUAAUAAAGAUGACUCCGAGAAAGAAAAAGAGAAAGAUAAAAAUAAAGAGAAAGAUAAAAACAGUGAGAAAAACAAGAUCAGAAUGUUAUCAAAAGAUUGCAGUCAAGAGUAUACAGACUCAACGGGGAUAGAUUUGCAUGAGUUUCUCAUUAACACAUUAAAGAAUAACCCCAGGGACAGGAUGAUACUCUUGAAAAUGGAACAGGAAAUUAUUGAUUUUAUUAGUGACAACAAUAAUCACUAUAAAAAGUUUCCUCAGAUGUCUUCAUAUCAGAGGAUGCUGGUACACAGAGUGGCAGCUUACUUUGGGAUGGAUCACAAUGUGGAUCAAACUGGGAAAUCUGUAAUUAUCAACAAGACCAGCAAUACCAGAAUACCAGAGCAAAGGUUUUCUGAACAUUUAAAAGAUGAAAAAGGUGAAGAAUCCCAGAAGCGAUUUAUCUUGAAGCGAGAUAACUCUAGUAUUGAUAAAGAAGACAAUCAGCAAAACAGAAUUCUUCCAUUUAGAGAUGACAGACGAAGUAAAUCAAUUGAAGAGAGAGAAGAGGAGUAUCAGAGAGUGAGGGAGAGAAUAUUUGCACAAGAUUCAGUUUGCUCCCAGGAAAACCUUUUUGUGGAAAACAGUAGGCUCUUGGAAGACAGUAGCAUAUGCAAUGAUACCCAUAAGAAAAGACAGCUGUUUAGGGGGAACAGAGAUAGCACAGGGAAGGCAUCUGGCAGUCGGCAGAGCAGCACGGAGAAUGAAUUGAAAUGGACAGACCACCAGAGGCCAUGGAGCAGCACAGACUCGGACAGUUCAAAUCGAAAUUUGAAGCCAGCCAUAACAAAGACAGCAAGUUUUGGUGGCAUAACCGUCCUGACAAGAGGAGAUAGCUCAUCAAGUAAUAGAAGUACCGGCAAACUGUCUAAAACAGGUAGCUCAGAGUCUUCCAGCAGUGCUGGCUCCUCAGGAUCCCUGUCACGAAUACAUCAGCCUCUCCAAAGUGCACCUCUUGUCCCCGGGUUGACUGCCAGCAAUUCGGGCAGCGUGUCCUACCCUGAGAACGGGAUGAGUGGCCAGGUGGCUCCCAGCAACACCAGCUAUAUCAUUCUUCCACUUGAAGCUGCAGGGAUACCUCCUGGCAGUAUCCUGCUCAACCCACACACAGGUCAACCCUUUGUAAAUCCUGAUGGGACACCGGCAAUAUACAAUCCUCCCAGCAGCCAGCCGACAAUGAGGAGCCAGAUGGUGGGACAGUCUCAGCAACAGCCUUCAUCCCAGCAGCCUCAGCAGGUUCAACAGCCUCAGCAGCAAAUGGCAAGUCACCUUGUCACACAGCCUGUUCAGGCAAUGCAGCCAUCUUCUCAGUCAGUCCAAUAUCCAGCAGUUUCUUAUCCUCCCCAGCACCUCCUGCCAGUCUCUCCAACGCAGCAGUUUUCUGUGCGAGAUGACAUGACCACCCAGUUUAACCAGAUGAGCUUAAGUCGUCAGUCAUCUGGAGACAACCCCGAAUCGCCUUCUGGUCCUGUCUACCCGUCACCCAUUCUACAGCAGCCUGCCCAGCAGACGGGUUACAUCAUGGCUUCCCCAACUCAACAGCUUCCCCCAGGAGGCUUUACAGGUUCAGGUCCACCAGUGUCCCAGCAAGUGCUGCAGCCACCACCGCCACCCCAGGGCUUUGUGCAACAGCCACCACCACCUGCUCAGAUGCCAGUGUAUUAUUACCCAUCUGGUCAGUACCCUACCUCAACAACUCAGCAGUACAGACCCAUUGCCUCAGUUCAGUACAAUGCACAGCGGAGUCAACAAAUCCCACAGACUGCACAGCAAGCAGGUUACCAGCCUGUCCUGCCGAACCAGCAGCAGGGGUUCCAGGGCCUCAUGGGAAUGCAGCAGCCUCCCCAAAGCCAGAGCCUGAUGAAUAAUCAACAGGGAAACCAGGUGCAAGGCAUGAUGGUGCAGUAUCCAGCCAUGUCGUCUUAUCAGGUGCCAAUGACCCAGGGUUCUCAAGGACUGCCACAACAAUCAUAUCAACAACCAAUCAUGCUACCUAAUCAAUCAGGUCAAGGAACACUUACAGCCACUGGAAUGCCUGUUUACUGUAAUGUCAUACCUCCUGCCCCACAGAACAACCUACGGUUGAUUGCCCCACACUGCCCCUCCAAUAACGUUCCAGUUAUUUCUGCCAGCUGCAGGACAAACUGUGCGAGCAUUAACAAUGCAGGGUGGCAGGUCAAGUACUGACGCUGUGGCCUAGCGCGGAUAUACGAGGAUAGCGGUGCAUUAUCUGACAAAUAUCUCAUGGCCUUCAAAUGAAGAGGAACACAAGAGAAAGAUCAGUUGAGGACAUAAGUACUGACUAUGCUCAAGUGAUUUGCUGCUGGAAAAAUCUGUAAAAAAAUAAAAUAAAAUAAAAUUUUGAAAAAAAAAAUGUUUGCUGGUUAAUGGUGCAUAUUUUUGUCAUGUCUGCUAGGUAUGCCUUUAUAGCUUAGCUAGUGACAUGAAUUCAUUGAGGUAAGAUUUUUUCCUACCACUGAACACCACUGUGUAGAUUGUAAUAUCCCUGAUUCGGAUUAGUUUUGUACUUUGUGUUGAGUUUGUGAAGCUAAAAGUAUUUAAAAAAAUAUAAUAAAAUCACAUUGUACCAAAGCUGUAAUGGAGUUGAAAAAAAAAAAAAAAAACAAAAGCAAGAAUUACUGAAUGGAAGGAAUAAUUUAUAUACACUAUAGAGUUUUUUUUAUGGAUAUAUACUGUAUUGUAGUGUUUAAUCACAAUAAAGCUAUUUGACCUCAUGGAGAAAGGUCAUCUUUCUACCACC
Molecule: messenger RNA, 9889 nt
Organism: Lagopus muta (rock ptarmigan)
Lineage: Eukaryota; Metazoa; Chordata; Aves; Galliformes; Phasianidae
Gene: ARPP21
Product: cAMP regulated phosphoprotein 21
Exons: 22
Coding region: 6700-9315 (871 amino acids)
Cellular component (GO): cytoplasm
Molecular function (GO): nucleic acid binding
Source: RefSeq, a predicted model, not a curated record